Messenger RNA from Neoarthrinium moseri, 1365 nucleotides. RefSeq lists its product as uncharacterized. NCBI's taxonomy places the organism in Eukaryota, Fungi, Ascomycota, Sordariomycetes, Amphisphaeriales, Apiosporaceae. The transcript has 5 exons. Bases 1 to 1365 code for a protein of 454 amino acids. Gene Ontology annotation, biological process: transsulfuration. The record is from RefSeq and is a predicted model, not a curated record. Gene Ontology annotation, molecular function: transferase activity, transferring alkyl or aryl (other than methyl) groups; pyridoxal phosphate binding.
AUGGCGGAGGAAUUGAGCAAGAACUUUGAGACUCUUCAGCUCCACGCGGGCCAAGCACCUGAUCCCGCGACAAACUCAAGAGCUGUACCAAUCUAUGCCACGACGAGUUAUACCUUCAAUGACUCUGCUCACGGGGCGAGGCUGUUUGGCCUCAAGGAGUUCGGCAACAUUUACAGCCGUAUCAUGAACCCUACCGUUGAUGUGUUUGAGAAGAGGAUCGCAGCUCUAGAAGGGGGUGUGGCAGCCGUCGCAACUGCAUCUGGUCAGGCAGCUCAGUUCAUGGCCUUGACGGCCCUGGCGCACAGCGGCGACAACAUUGUUUCUACCACAAACCUGUACGGCGGCACAUACAACCAGCUGAAGGUGCUCCUCCCGCGUUUCGGUAUUACGACAAAGUUCAUCGAUGGGGACAAGGCUGAGGACUUCGCCGCGGCUAUCGACGACAAGACCAAGGCAGUCUACAUUGAAAGCAUUGGCAAUCCUAGAUACAACGUCCCCGAUUUCGAGGCCAUUGCAAAAGCUGCGCAUGAAAAGGGCGUCCCCGUAAUCGUUGACAACACCUUUGGAGCAGGUGGCUACUUUGUCCGGCCGAUCGAGCACGGAGCUGACAUUGUCGUCCACUCGGCGACCAAGUGGAUCGGAGGUCACGGAACCACAAUCGGUGGUGUGAUCGUCGAUGCCGGUAAAUUCGACUGGGGCAAGCACGGUGCCAGAUUCCCGCAGAUGGUCGAGCCGUCGGAGGGAUACCACGGCCUCAAGUUCUGGGAGACCUUCGGUCCCAUCACCUUCAUCAUCCGCGUCCGAGUCGAGAUCCUGCGUGACCUCGGUGCCUGUCUGAACCCCUUUGCAGCACAGCAACUACUACUGGGCAUUGAGACGCUUAGCUUGCGGGCAGAGCGCCACGCCCAAAACGCUCUUGCUCUCGCAAAAUACCUCGAGAAAAGCCCAUAUGUGAGCUGGGUGUCAUACCCCGGCCUCGAGAACCACCAGAGUCACGAGCUGGCCAAGAAGUACCUGAAGCGCGGCUUCGGCGGUGUGCUCAGCUUUGGCGUCAAGGGAGGUGGUGCGGCCGGAAGCCAGGUCGUUGACGGGUUCAAGCUGAUCUCCAACCUGGCCAACGUCGGCGACUCAAAGACGCUGGCCAUCCACCCCUGGACCACGACCCACGAGCAGCUGUCAGACUCGGAGAAGAUCAGCUCGGGCGUGACAGAGGACCUCAUCCGGAUCUCGGUUGGAACGGAGCACAUUGACGAUAUCAUUGCCGACUUUGAGCAGUCGUUCAAGGCUGCUGCCGCCACGACCAAGGACGGCGCCGAGGGCGAGGCUCCCGGGGGCAAGAAGGACGAUGCACCCGUAGUCGUUUGA